UAUAAUUCCCAAGAUCACCAUUAUCACCAUGAUUAUCCUGAAUCCCAUAGUCAGUAUUCCCAUUCGGAAUCGAUCCACUGUCAUUCCCACUUCAAAGAGGAUCAUCACAAUGAUGACCACUCAAGCCCACUUCGCCAUUCUCCAGUUGGCCAAAGGUCUACUUCUCCACAUUCCACUAAAUCGAAUUCAUCAGCUAGCUCCGCUGUCCACGAUGACCAAUCCACAGUGAGCUACCAAGCAACAUCCCCAUUCCCAAAAGAAACUGACUCAGAAUUGGAGAGGUUAAUAAUGUUACAGGAGCAGAAUGAGGUUCUCCACCACAGCCUGCUGCAGACUACUGUGCGAAUGGAAUGCAUGGGAGCAGAGUUCAAAACCGGUCACCAGCUCCUUGAGUCUGAGUUACAAAGAACUCGCAUAGAACUUAACAGCCUAAUGGACCGGUUCACAAGGAAAAUCCUGAGGGAACCCAUGGUGAAUUCUCUACUGGGUUUGAGGACUACAAACGGAACAGCUCUAUUUGCGGAACAACACUUUACACUUCAGGACAACUACUCCAGCACACAGCAAACCAACCACCUUCUGGAGAAGAAAUUGCAUUGUGUGGCACAAAGCAUGGAUGGAGAGCGUGAGCGACUGAACCAGCGUGUCUCACAGCUCACAGAACAGCUUUCUGCAGCAAAGACAACCAUCCAAAGUCUGGAAACCAUUAAUGUGACAUCGAUGCUACAGGAUGCCCUGGUGAAGCACUUGAAAUCUGAUGAUCCCAUCACUCCACUACCAGUGGCCCCACCUCCAGCUCAGUUCAUGGAUAGUGACCAUUAUGACAAAAGGGAUGACCAAUCAUUGGGCACGCUCCCAGAAGAGGAGGAAUCCGAUUGGUCAGAAAUGGGGGAGGAGGCUUUAAUGGGUUCACAGGGAACUCAUGAAAACACUUAUUUUCAAUGGCAGCAGAGGCAAGGUUGCUGGGAGGGGGCAAAUCAGUAUGGGAGGGAGUAUGCCGACACAGAAAGUGAAUCUGGGGGUGAGGAGAACAAAACUCACCAACCUCUUCAUGGCCUACAGAUACCACAUCUCAAGUUUACUGUUCACCCCGAAACCUUGCCGGUUCCCAUCGCAGACGUCAGCCUAGCCCGUUUCAAGCAGAGUCCAGAUGGUCCAGCAUCCGAGAGCUACCAGAUCACAGAGGUACGUAAUCUGGGCUCCCCCAUUCGCGUCCUCUCUGCUAGUCUCGAAGAGAUCCACUCCAUUGGGCUGCUGAAGAUGCAGGAUGAUCAUGGCCAGCUGAGGUCUAAUAAAUCCAUGAUGGACCUCCACCAUACACAGGUUGGCACCAGACAGGCCUCGUAUGUGGAUGAUAUUGUUUGUAAUUGGAGAGAAGCAAACAGCCAGGGCUCUGGAGAGGAUGUCAGUGGUAUGGUUGGUCUUGAGUCUGCUCAAAAAAUGCUCAACCACUUCAUCCAUGACGGGGAGAGUACACACUUGUGAUACAAGAGUAUGCAGAAGUAAAUUUGUGGAUGGUGAAUUUGUCAUAGUAUAAAUGAUGGUAAGUAAAAGUGAAGCAAAAUAGGUCAGAUACUUUGGAAACCUAUAUUUUAUUUAUGAUUCACAAGAUGGAAAAAACUCAAUCUUUUCCUUUACGAUUAAAUUAAAGAAGAAAAGACAGUUUUCACAUUGAAAUGUGUAGUGGUUCUCAAUUAGUUUUGUUUCAGGACCCUGAAUUUACAUUGGACCUAUAGUAGUGACCAAAAACAGAUAUAAACAAAACCCAUUUUUAAUGUAGUCUAGGUUAUUUUUUCUUUUACCUUGCAUGGUUUUGAUAAUGGUGUUCCAGGAUGAGGGCAUGUCACACAGUCUGUCCACGUUGGCAUCUGCUUCAUUUGGCUACAUUCUACCAAGAUGAUGACAGAUGAAUACAGUAGAGUUUGACAGCACACACAUCCUGUAACAGCAAAAACAUCAUAUAUUGGUUUCUGUAGCUCAACUGGUAGAGCAUAGCGCUAGCAACAUUUGAUUCCCAGGAAACACAGAAAUUGAUACAAUGUAUACCUUAAAUGCACUCUAAGUCACCUGGAAAAAAUAAUAAUAAUUAAUAAUAUAAUAAUAAUAAUAAUAAUAAUAAUUCCUUACAUUUUAUAUAGUGCUUUUCUAGUCACUCAAAGCACUCCACAUAGAAUAGGGGGAAUCUCCUCAACCACCACCAGUCAAAUGCAUAAAUGGAAAUAUUUGGGAAGCAUGUUCACUUCCCUUUAAACCUAAGAGACCCAAACAUCAAGCUUGAAGAUGUAUUUACUUUUUUCGUCCUUGAAUGUGUUUUUAGGAAGCCACUAAUUACAUUUUAUAUAUAUAUAUAUAUAUAUAUAUAUAUAUAAAUUUUUUUUUUUUUUUUUUUUUUUUUUGCUUUGAGGUGACUAUUGUGUGACUUUUAACCCACAUCAAAACUGUUGGUGUGAUAUAAUUCAGUGUCAGUUUAUGACCAUUUUUAAUAAUAUAUAAUAAUAAUAAUUUUAAUUGCUGUUAACAAAUGUUGCAUUUCUGCUAUGCUGUGUCUCUGAGGGUUAAAAAUGUAUAUGUCUAUUAAUUUUGCUAUCCAAACUGUGCAAAAGUUGGUUAUUUAUUUAUUUAUUUAUUUAUUUUUGCAUUGAGCCUUGGUUUCCCCUUGCUAUCUGAAACCCAAUCGUGCAACCUAUUUUGGGCUCACGAUCCACCAGUUGAGAACCAUUAUAUUCUUUAUAGCAAAACGGAUUCUAAUGUACUGUACAUAUGCUGAUUUGUUAUUAUGUUUAAGUUAUGAAGUAUUCAUUUUUGAGUUAGCUCUCUAAUGUAUAGCCAAAACAAAGGACUUUAAAGGUUGUUCUGUUUACCUUUAGAUCCUUCAGAUCAAAGAUAUUUUAUAUAGUCUCUCUCAGCACCAAUGGGAUCCACACUGAUGUACUGUAGAUCAACAGCAAACAUGGCUAUGGGAAUUUGAUUUUAACCUUUUGUUCACCCUUAGAAAAUCCUACUCUCUUUUGCUACAAUCCUGUGUAGUCUGAGUAAAGAUUUUGGGUUUGGUAUAGAAUGACAAAAUACUGCUAGAUUCAUUAAAUAAUUCACACUAGAAAUAACUGAACUUUGCUCAUUAGAUAUUUAUUCUUAUUUAUUCAAUAUUUGUUUUUAUUUUUAUGAUCUGUAUUUAUUUGCUUGCUUAUAUAUUUGAGCGCAUGUGUUAAUGUGUCAAUAAUUCUUGUUGAACUCUCACCUAUAAAGCGUUAUUCAGCAUGCAUGAUAGCACAACAGAACAAAUGAAGAGGUAAAUUCGUAAAACCAUACAGAUAUAAAUAGAGAAUGGAGAGUAGAAAUAAUGGAUAAGUGAAGAGCUAUUAAGACUUAAGACUACUUACACCAACUUUACAUAGAGUAUAAUGGUGGGCAGGAUUGUGUGUGUGUCUGUUGGGGUGGGGGGGGGGGGGGGGGAUUGAAAAUGCCAGCUUAUUAGUUAUGUGACAAACACCUGGUGUUUCAGAAUGUUUUAGUGCAAUGUCAUGAGGAUAUUGACCUUUUUGGUUAAAGAACAAACAAACUGUAUAAUGCAUCUUCCUAAAUGUAUUACCUAGUAUGUUGUACUGCCAAAGUUUAUAUUAAUGUUGGUAAUAAUUGUUCAAAUAAAUA
This is a messenger RNA of Myxocyprinus asiaticus (Chinese sucker), 3648 nucleotides long. RefSeq lists its product as uncharacterized. NCBI's taxonomy places the organism in Eukaryota, Metazoa, Chordata, Actinopteri, Cypriniformes, Catostomidae. The record is from RefSeq and is a predicted model, not a curated record. Bases 289 to 1485 code for a protein of 398 amino acids. The transcript is spliced from 7 exons.